AUGGCAAAUAAUGCAAGUUUAUUAAACAUUCAAGGAGAAAAUGAUUACAGCAAAUUAAAUAAUUUUUUUGCUGAUCACUCAUACUAUCAAAAUUAUAUGCUAAGUGCUAUGGAUAUAAAAAUAUUUAAUCAAAUUACAACUGUAAUAAAUAAAGAAAAGUAUCCACAUUUAUAUCGUUGGUAUAAGCACAUUAAUUCCUUGCCAGUUCGUAUUUUUAAUCAAUAUAAGGGCAAUGAAAAUGCAAAAAAAAGUAAUGUACCAGAAAAAAAAAUUAAUGAAAAAAAAAUGGAUGAUGAUGAUGAUGUUGAUAAUGAUAUAGAUCUUUUUGGUGAUAAUAAUGACGAUGAUAAGAAUAUUUUAUUAGAAAAAAAAAAGCAAAAAGAAGAGGAACUUAAAAAAAAGCAACAAAAAGAAAAAGAUAAACACAGGUCAAUAUUAAUUAUCGAGAUAAAGCCCAAAUCAAUUGAUACAGAUAUAUCAAAAAUUUCCAAACUUGUGAAACAGAAGAUUGUUGACGAAAAUAUAAAAUGGGGAGAGGAAGUAAAAAAAAUUCCAGUUGCUUUUGGUUUAUAUAAACUUCAAAUGUCAUGUAUCAUUUACGAUGAUUUUGUUAACACAAACGAUUUAAUAGAAAAAAUAGAGAAUAUUGAUUUAGAUAGUGAAGAAGAUAGAAAAAAAAGAACAUUGAUAUUAGGGUUAGAUGAGGAGAAUGAUGAAGAUGAUGAAAGAAGUGAAGAAGUUGAAGAUAUUGAAGUUGAAGAUGAUUUAGACUUUUUAGUUCAAUCAGCAGAGAUUGUAUCAUUUAACAAAUUAUAA
Plasmodium relictum is the source of this 816-nucleotide messenger RNA. RefSeq names its product elongation factor 1-beta, putative (gene EF-1beta). The transcript has a single exon. The record is from RefSeq and is a predicted model, not a curated record. Gene Ontology annotation, biological process: translational elongation. Gene Ontology annotation, cellular component: cytosol. The coding region runs from base 1 to 816 and encodes 271 amino acids. Gene Ontology annotation, molecular function: guanyl-nucleotide exchange factor activity; translation elongation factor activity. NCBI's taxonomy places the organism in Eukaryota, Apicomplexa, Aconoidasida, Haemosporida, Plasmodiidae.